AUGGUCUUGUGGGUGAGAAAAGUCAAACCCACGGCCGUCAUGAUGAAUGGCAUUAAUCAAAGUUUGAACACUCAUAGAGCCAAAUAUCCUUUGAGAAGAGUGGAAGUGAAAACCUUUACCAUACUGACAGGAACUCAAUCUAAGAUUACGGAUCAUCUGUUUCAAGGUCAGAUGCCUAAACGUCUCAUUUUAGGCUUUGUGGAAAAUGCGGCUUUUAACGGAGAUAAAACUAAAAAUCCGUUUCAUUUUCAAAACUUUGGAAUUAAGAAAUUAGAUGUCAGUAUCAACGGAGAGACCAUGAGUACUCGUUGUUUUGAGCCCAAUUUCAAUGAAGAUUUAUAUCUGAGAUCUUAUCUGAGUCUAUAUCAAGCCUUGGGAAAAUUAGGAGAAGAUUGGGCUCCGGACAUCACCCUAGAAGAGUAUAAAAACGGAUACACUCUGUGGGGCUGGGAUUUCACUAAAGAUCAAGAAGCGCAAUCGGACAAAUUCCACAUCAUAGAAACCGGAAAUCUGAGAAUAGAAGUCCAAUUUACGAACAAUACGGUGAACACCUUAAAUUGUGUGGUGUAUGCAGAAUUCGAUAACCUGUUAGAAAUUGACAAACAGAGAGAAGUGAGUAUUGAUUACUAA
This is a messenger RNA of Saccostrea echinata, 630 nucleotides long. RefSeq lists its product as uncharacterized. The record is from RefSeq and is a predicted model, not a curated record. The transcript has a single exon. NCBI's taxonomy places the organism in Eukaryota, Metazoa, Mollusca, Bivalvia, Ostreida, Ostreidae. The coding region runs from base 1 to 630 and encodes 209 amino acids.